AUGAAAGGUUCUCAAAUUCGUGCGAAGGAAAACGCGUUUGGAAUUCGUGAUAAGUUGUGGCACCUGACAGGCGACAGUACGACUUUGGCGCUGCGCUCACCGAGAAAAAAAGCAAACGUUACUUUACUUGCAUAUGGACAACGUAUAAGGCGGAAAAGGAGACACGUUGAUCUAAAAUUAGUUUGGGGGUUUUCCCUCGGCACGAUCAAAUAUGACUGCACAAGGCUUGACAUUUGA
Messenger RNA from Enterobius vermicularis (human pinworm), 237 nucleotides. NCBI's taxonomy places the organism in Eukaryota, Metazoa, Nematoda, Chromadorea, Rhabditida, Oxyuridae. The record is from the annotation of a GenBank genome assembly.